This is a messenger RNA of Gordionus sp. m RMFG-2023, 6142 nucleotides long. Its product is annotated as laminin subunit beta-1-like. NCBI's taxonomy places the organism in Eukaryota, Metazoa, Nematomorpha, Gordioida, Chordodea, Parachordodidae. Gene Ontology annotation, biological process: tissue development; animal organ morphogenesis. Bases 369 to 5969 code for a protein of 1866 amino acids. The record is from RefSeq and is a predicted model, not a curated record. The transcript has 32 exons.
UAAUUUAUUACAAUUCCCAAAAUCUCACUCUCUAAAUAUGUAUCUAUCCAUAUAUUGCAUUUUGAUUUUUUAAAUUUUUUUUUUAAAUUUUAAAGCUGUGAACCGAAUUGUGAUAUCUUAUAAAGUUAGAAUUUUUAUUCAAAAUGACAUUACCAAAGUGAAAAAUACUCAUCGGAACCCCCACCACUCCUCAAAAAACGGAUACAAGUCGUUUAUUCAACCACAAUUAUACAAAAAAAAUUAAGCAAUGAAUCUCCAAUAUCCAAUCGUCAAAUUCCGUUAUAUAUCCUAGUUUUAACAAAGGAUCCUAAAAAUAAAUAAAUAUAAUUGUUUACAAACAAAAAAAGAAGGGGCUUGAUUUCCAACCGAUGAAAAGACUCAAAAAUUCUAUUCGUUAUUCGUACGCCGCCUUUCACAACGUUAUCGCCAUAUUUCUCAUACUCAAUAUUCGUUUACUAAUUGGAAUUGUAAAUGCUCAAACACAUGGACAACCAGACCAAGACCCAUACGCAAAACUGGCUCAGCAACGGUACAAUAGGUUCAAUGAUGAUGGUUCAUGCGGGAAAGGCAGUUGCUACCCCGCCACAGGCGAUUUGCUCAUUGGCCGAGAGAACCAACUCUCUUCCACUUCCACUUGCGGUGCCAAUCAGAGAUCAAGAUAUUGUAUAGUCAGUCACUUGGAAGACGAUAAAAAGUGUUUUUAUUGCGAUUCUCGAAGGCCAUAUCAUCCUGUUUAUAAUCCUAUAAGCCAUAGGAUUCAAAACGUUAUCUCUUCCGCGCCUAACCCUGAACUCAGGAAAAAAGCCUGGUGGCAAGCCGAAAAUGGUGUAGAAAACGCCUCCAUUCGUCUAGACAUGGAAGCCGAAUUUCAUUUUACUCAUUUGAUAAUGACCUUCAAGACUUUCCGGCCAGCUGCUAUGCUGGUCGAAAAAUCUUCCGAUUUUGGUAAAACCUGGAAAGUCGUGCGAUAUUUCGCCUAUGAUUGCCGGUCCUCCUUUCCCGGAGUAAGCUUGGGCCCUUUAAAAAAGGUAUCAGAUAUCGUGUGCAUCAGUAGAUAUUCCAACGUGGCUCCUUCGACCGCGGGGGAGGUUAUACACAGGGCCAGACCUCCUUACAUAGAUCUCAUCAAUCCGUACGGUCAAGAUGUACAAGAAUUGCUCAAAAUGACGAAUCUCAGAAUUAAUUUUACGCGGCUUCAUACACUGGGUGAUAACCUGCUGGAUAAUAGGGAAGAAGUACGGGAAAAGUACUAUUAUGCACUCUACGAUAUGGUAGUCAGAGGCAGUUGCAGUUGUUACGGACACGCAUCCAGGUGUAUACCAUUAACCGGCCAAGCCCAAAUACCUAACAUGGUUUAUGGACGAUGCGAGUGCAAUCAUUACACUAAAGGCUUGAAUUGUGAGCAUUGCGAAGAUUUUCACAACGACGUCCCCUGGAAGCCCGCUCACGGCACUGAGACCAACGCUUGCAAGAGAUGCGAAUGCAAUUUACAUGCGGACCGUUGCCAUUUCGAUUCGGGCGUAUACGAACAGUCGGGUUACGUAAGUGGGGGCAUUUGUGAUGAAUGCGCGCACAAUACAAUGGGGAACAAAUGCGAACAAUGCAAACCUGGAUACUUCAGGGUUCCUAAUCUGCCUCUCAAUAGGACCGAUAUAUGUAGAGCAUGUCAAUGCGAUAAACAUGGUUCACUCAACGAAGGUCAAUGCGAUUCGACCGAGGACACGGCUCUUGAGCUUGUGGCCGGCAGAUGCCAUUGUAAACGCUUUGUGCAGGGUCCAGCCUGUGAUACCUGCAAAGACGGUUAUUGGAAGCUGCACGCUGAUAACCCGGAAGGAUGUGAAGCAUGUACAUGUCUCAUUAUUGGAACGGUAAACAAUUUGGGAUGUGAUAAAAGUACGGGCGAAUGCCACUGCAAAGCUCACGUGACUGGAAAAGAUUGUGAAUCCUGCUUGCCAGGAUAUUACGGGCUCAGUCGAGACUCGCCGGAAGGUUGUGAACCAUGUGACUGCGAUGCGGGGGGCUCAACCGUUUCGACUUGUCAACAAAGAGAUGGUCAGUGCUCUUGCAAAGCUGGGGUGGUUGGAAGACGUUGCGAUUCGACUCCGCCCGGUUUAUAUUGUAUGGAAUUGGAUUCGCUUACACUUCAAGGGGAGAGUGUGUCUACGAAUUUGAAUCAAUACACCACCGUUAUAAAACGCGAACGCGAUAGUGAAUCUAUAAUAACAUGGACCGGAGAAGGAUUUGUUCGAGUCAGGGAAGGUGGCUCAUUGACUUUUGUUAUUAAUGAUAUUAUAGCUCAGCCCAUGAGUUACCAAUUGAUCAUCAGAUACGAAUUGCCGAUGGAUAAGGAUUGGGAAGAGGUGGUAGUUACUUUGGAAGAACAUCCCUUAGCUUCCUUCAUAUACAAUACGGUGCAAUAUGCUAGACAGCAACAUUCGGGCAUUGAUAACAAAUUAGAAGAAAAUUAUUGCUCAGAAUUUUCGCAACCUUCUGUUCAAGUUACUUUCCUGCAGAAAAAUGUUAGAUACGCGGUAUUAGCUCUACCUUAUUGUCUUCAAAGCAAUUUUGAAUAUGUGGUCAAAUUAGAGUUUACACAUUUUACGACAUCUGCAACGCCAGAGGCUCACGUUUUGAUUGAUUCGAUAACUUUCCUUCCUACUCUGGAAUCGAUCCCUCUCUUCAGAUCGCCCCAAGUCACUAAUCGUUCUUCAACAAUAAGUCCCGGACUUGAAACACUUAGAACUGAUUACGAAAGAUACAGGUGCAGGGACGCUUAUAUUACCAUAGCGGAUCAGGCGCUCAGAGAGAAGCAUUUGCCAGAACCUUGCAAAAAAUAUCGUUGUAGCUUAGCACUUUCUAUGCACGGGAGAGGAAAAGAUUGUCAUUGUGACCCCACCGGUUCUGUCAGCUCGGUGUGCGAUAUUUCAGGUGGUCAAUGUAGAUGCAAACCCAAUGUGAUUAGUCGGCGUUGUGACGCUUGCGCUCCUGGGACUUACGGAUUCGGACCUGCUGGAUGUACUUCUUGCAACUGCGAUGGUCGGGGUUCGUUGGACCCUAUUUGCGACAGUUCAAGCGGUCAAUGUAAAUGCAUACCUGGGGUUAUAGGAACUCAUUGUGAUUCGUGUCAAGCCGGCAAUUGGAAAUUUCCUAACUGUGAACCCUGUCGGUGCAAUGGGCACGCCGAAGAGUGCGAUAUCAACACGGGAGACUGCAGUGGUAAAUGUAGGGACAGCACAGAUGGACCCCACUGUGAAAGAUGUGCCCCUUACUUUUACGGAGAUCCUCGCAUUCAAGUCAACAUCCCUUGUCGGCCUUGCAUGUGUCCUGGCCUGGCUAGUGACAAUCAGUUUGCCGAUUCGUGCUACCUAGACCCUGGAACCCGAGAAAUGGUAUGCAGGUGCAAACUUGGUUAUUCGGGCAAACGAUGUGAAAAAUGUUCACCCAACCAUUACGGUCGCCCUACCCUACCUGGUGGAGCUUGUAGGCCCUGCUUUUGCAAUGGGAACACUGAUCCAGCUUCCAUAACUCUGGGUAAUUCUUGCAAUUCUGAUACUGGAGAGUGCACCAACUGCGGCUUCAACACACACGGCUUCAACUGUGAACAGUGCGGGGAGGGCUUCUACGGGGACGCCUUAAAACAGAGCUGCGUGGCUUGCGUUUGUAACCCCUUAGGCACCGAUACUUUCCUGAUCUCUUCGUCCAUUCCUUCACACAAUUUUAAUAUCUCUUCCUCCUCUAAAUCGAAGUCACUUCAAAAUUACGUGUGCGAUAAGUUGAGUGGUCAAUGUCCUUGCCUGCCUAAUGUCAUAGGUCUCUCGUGUGACGCAUGUCUUCCAGCUUUUUGGAAUAUAGCUAGUGGUAAAGGAUGUCAGGCCUGCGAUUGUUGCAAAGAGAGUAGCAACACCGAUCAAUGCAAUUUGUUGGAUGGCCAAUGCAGAUGUAAACCCGGGUUUGGAGGAAGAACUUGUUGUGACUGUGAAGACAACUUUUGGGGGGAUCCUAAAGUUAAAUGCUAUUCAUGCCAAUGCAAUGAUCAGGGCUCCACGAGUUAUCAAUGCGACAGAAAAACAGGGAAAUGCUCUUGUCAGCCAGGUAUGACGGGUGCUAAAUGCGACAUGUGCGAUCGGGGCACGAUUGGACAAGUACCUUAUUGUAAAUAUUGCGGGCAGUGUUUUGGCGAUUGGGAUAGUGUUAUCAAAGAACUUCUGAUUGAAACGGAAUCACUUAUGCUGAAGGCCUCACAGGUCAAAGAUGAGGGUGUGGUGUCGACUUACACAUCAACCUUUACUGCGAUGGAAAACAAGAUUAGGGACAUAGAGACAAUGUUGAAGGAAGCGAAUGUUACUACCUCGGAUCUCAACAUCAUAUCGGUCAAAAUAGAGGAGUUGAGGCAAAAAUUGUCAGACAGAUCUGACGACAUAGACCAAUUGAUCAAAAUAAACCACGAUAUAUCCAAACAAAUCGGCUCCUCCAGUGAUAAGCUCAAAAACAUUCAAAAAUCGGCUCAAAUUCUCAAAAAUGAAACCAAGAUUUUGGAGGAAAACACUACUAGAAUACAGGAAGCCGAUUUAGAAGGCGCGUUUUCAAUUAUCCGUGAAUCGUGGGAAAAAACGAGAGAUUUAAAACAUAACAUUACCGCCUCCAUGAAACUUUGCAACGAAUCAAAAGAGAUCAGGGCUAAGAUUAAAGCCUUGAAGGAGACAAGCAAGGAUAGUCUUGAAUUGAGUAUUAAAACCAAUCAAAAAAAUAUUUCUGACCUCGACUCAAAAAUUUUUCAGCUCAGGGACUCCAAGAUUGGAGAACUCAAUACACUGAUUUGCGAUGGGAACUCUAUGCCUUGUGACCCGGCUUGUGGAGGGGCUGGUUGCGGGGGGAAAUGCGGUGGGCUGAGUUGCGAUAACGGUGCCGCGACCAAAUCGGCUAACGCACUAGAACUUGUCAAGGAAAGUAAGAUCCUACUAGACACUAAAAAAGAACAAGCCCGCGAUUUGCUGAAGAACGUUGAAUCAGCUGAAAAAAAAUCUAAAAAUUCUUUGAAAAUAUCGGAGAAAGCUUAUAACAAAGCCUGGCAAGCUCUUAACUCUUCUCAAACUUCUAUCGAAAAACUGCAAGAUUUGCUUAACAAAUCCGAUCGGUUCCUGAGUUAUCAAAACGCCACCCCUGCUCAAAUAGAGACCGUAGCCCAAGAGGUCAUGAAGAUGAACAUAUCUCUUAGUCCUUAUGAAAUUACUAACUUAGCCAACGAGAUCAACCGUACCAUUUUGAGUUUGACUAAGAUCGAUGAAAUACUCACAUCGACUCAGGCCGAUGUUGACAGGGCUACCGAACUCAACACCAAGGCUUCAAAAGCAAAUGAGCACGCUAACGUAAUACUUAAGAUGGCCGAGAAAGUUAAGUCGGAUUUGAACGAGAGCAAAUCGAGCAUGGAAAAAGCACAAACUCUUUUGGAUAGAAUAUCGAUUGGUAUCGAUAAUACAACCAGAAAUUUACAAAAUAUGAAGGCGAACAUUAAUCCGACCCAACGAUCGUUAGAAGAAUCGGUAUCGAGGAUAGAGGAUUUGAAACUCAGACUUAAAGGUAUUAAAUCUUAUGUAACCAAAUCCAAUAUAGACCUCACGACUGCUGCCAAACAAUCAUCGCAGGCCGACGCCUUAAGUAGUCAGGCGGAAAAAGCAUACAAGGAUUUGGAAGAGCAAUACGUCGAAGCUUCUCAUAAAAUAUCACAGGAGAUGGACGAAGAUAAUGAAUUGAUGAAAAAAGCUCAUGACCUCAAAUUUAAAGCUCAGUUGCUAUCUCAGAAUACUAUCUCUAAGCUCAAGGAGAUGGAUGAUUUACAAAAAAACUUGGACCAACAUGAUAUUGUCUAUAAAAACUUGACCCAAGAGGUUUCUGAGCUUAACAAAUUAAUGAAAAUGUAUUUGCCGCGAAUCAAUGACAAGGCUAUGAUGUAUAGAACGUGCAAUCCUUAAUUUUUUUUAAAAUAUUAUAUAUUUUUUAAUUUUUUGUAACCACCUAUUAAAAAAAAGUUAUAUUUAAAUUUUUUCUUAGGAAGUAUAAAUAAAAGAAUAUAUAUAAGACUUUUAUAAUUUUUUUUUUUAAAAAAUCUCUUUUCUGACAUUGAAAUCUUUUAUUAUAAUUAAUA